This is a messenger RNA of Homalodisca vitripennis (glassy-winged sharpshooter), 426 nucleotides long. RefSeq lists its product as uncharacterized. The transcript has a single exon. Bases 1 to 426 code for a protein of 141 amino acids. Lineage: Eukaryota; Metazoa; Arthropoda; Insecta; Hemiptera; Cicadellidae. The record is from RefSeq and is a predicted model, not a curated record.
AUGGAAAGAGCAAAUGAGGCCAUUUUGCGGGUCGGCUGCCACUUGGAGGAACUGGGACUAGUAUUGGCCCCACAAAAGACAGAGGCAAUCAUUAUGGCUGGAAGGAGGAGACUUCACCCAAUCACCUUUUUGGUGCAAGGAUCAGGUAUCACACCUAAGACCAAGGAAAAAUACUUAGGUAUUUGGUUGGACAAAUCAAGGACCUUUAUUCCCCAUGUUGAGGAAACCGCAAGAAAGGCCUCUGUGAUGACAGUAGCUAUAAGUCGAACAAUGAAGAACAUUCGAGGCCCAAAGGAGGAAAAAAGACGACUUAUAUUCUCAGCAGCUCGGUCUCUGCUUUUGUAUGGAGUACCGGUGUGGCAAAGUGCCAUGCAGUUUGCAAAAGCAAGGGAUGUGGCUCUCAGGGUGCAACGGAUUAUGCAAUGA